This is a messenger RNA of Zea mays, 591 nucleotides long. RefSeq lists its product as uncharacterized. Bases 18 to 377 code for a protein of 119 amino acids. Lineage: Eukaryota; Viridiplantae; Streptophyta; Magnoliopsida; Poales; Poaceae. The record is from RefSeq and is a predicted model, not a curated record. The transcript is spliced from 3 exons.
CCUAGUAGUUACGACCCAUGAGCUCGCCUUUGGAUUUGGGAACGCCGCCGGAGGCCGCCAUAGCCGUCUGCCGCCGCCGUCCCCGUUUUAACACCCGUGGUGCGCUCCCGGACAGCCCGACGGGGGUGUGGAUCGUGUGUCGGGGGGAAUCGGGUGCGUGGACCCGCGGUGUGAGGGGAAUUGCUCGCCGUCCCUUACCUCCCGCCGUAAAGCCGCCCCGCUCCGUGGGCAAGUUCAUCAUCAAGCCAAUCGUCAGCCCUCCGUGUGGAGCGAAAACAUCUCUAAUUCCCAGGGAUUUUAACUCCGAGCACAUCAGGAUCAAGCAAGGACCCGUGCGCAUCCAAAAAGAAACUCCUAAGAAACCCUCCCAAGACUGAAUGCUACCUUCUACCAUCAGCAGCCUUUGAAGUUCUAAAGUGUUUAUUUUAUAUGUUAGUAUGCAUGUUCAACCUUUUGAAGACAAUUUGUGUAAACAUAACAACUUUGUUUUAGAUGUUGAAACAGGCAAAAAUAACCACCGUCAUAAAUUACCUAACUCUGUUUAAUAACUACUGUUCAACCUUCUGUGAUAUACAUGACCAACUUUCUUAA